GGGAGGAGCCAACACUAUUUAAAGACACUGAAGCUCAGAAAUCCAAGCACUCCAUCACUAAGCAGGAGACUGUCAAGGGUCCAACCAGUGGCAGCACUUCUGGACUCUUCUGAAUAAAACCCUGAAAAAAACACAAAAAUCACCAGGGGAAAAAAUACCAGGAUGCAUUCUUCCAAGAAAGUCAAUCAGAGAGAGCUGACUUCUGCAUCCUGUCACCUGAAACCACAUAAACAUCCUGAGGACAGUCAAGCAAUGGACUCUGUGAACAACCUCUGCAGGCAGUAUGAGGAGAAGGUACGGCCCUGCAUUGACCUCAUCGACUCCCUGCGGGCCCUGGGUGUGGAGCAGGACCUGGCCCUGCCUGCCAUUGCAGUCAUCGGGGACCAGAGCUCAGGGAAGAGCUCUGUGCUGGAAGCACUGUCAGGAGUGGCCCUCCCCAGAGGCAGUGGUAUCGUUACCAGGUGCCCUCUGGUGCUGAAGCUGAAGCAGCUGGGACAGGGAGAGGAAUGGAGAGGCAAGGUCACCUAUAAGGACACUGAGGUUGAGGUCUCAGACCCCACAGAAGUGGAAGGAGAAAUCAAUAAAGCCCAGAACUUCAUUGCUGGGAAAGGGCUGGGGAUCAGUGAUGAGCUCAUUAGCCUGGAGGUCAGCUCCCCCAAUGUUCCAGACCUGACCUUGAUUGACCUGCCUGGGAUCACCAGGGUGGCUGUAGGCAACCAGCCUGCAGACAUUGGAUACCAGAUCAAGAGACUCAUCAAGACAUAUAUCCAGAAACAGGAGACCAUCAACCUGGUGGUGGUCCCCAGUAAUGUGGACAUCGCCACCACGGAGGCACUGAGCAUGGCUCAGGAGGUGGACCCUGAAGGGGACAGGACCAUAGGGAUCUUGACCAAGCCUGAUCUGGUGGACAGAGGUACUGAAGACAAGGUCGUUGAUGUGGUGCGGAACCUGGUGUACCACCUGAAGAAGGGCUACAUGAUAGUCAAGUGCAGAGGCCAGCAGGAUGUCCAGAAGCGGCUGGACCUGGCUGAGGCCCUAAAGAUGGAGCAAGCCUUCUUCAAGGAGCACCCAUACUUCAGAGUUCUUCUGGAGGAUGGGAAGGCCACAGUGCCCUGUCUGGCAGAGAGACUGACCACGGAGCUCAUCUCACACAUCUGUAAAUCGCUGCCACUACUGGAAAAUCAAAUAAAGGAGAGUCACCAGAGGACAAGCGAGGAGCUGCAGAAGUUCGGCAUAGAUAUACCAGAAGACAAUAAUGAGAGAGCUUUCUUUCUGAUCGAUAAAAUUAAUGCCUUCAAUAAGGAUAUCACUGCUUUGGUACAAGCCCAGGAAACCGUAUCAGCGGGAGGCAGCCGGCUGUUUACCAACCUGAGAAAUAAGUUUCUUGACUGGAGUAAUUAUAUUGAGAAACAUUUCACAAAAAGUUCUGCUGAGAUACACAGCCAGAUCCAAGUAUUUGAAAAACAGUAUCGUGGCCGGGAGCUGCCAGGGUUUGCGAACUAUAAGACAUUUGAGAACAUUAUCAAAAAGCAAAUAAAAGUCCUAGAAGAGCCUGCCGUGGUCAUGCUACACGAGGUCACUGACAUGGUCCGAAUCGCCUUCACAGGGGUUUCGUUAAACAAUUUCGGUGAACUUUUUAACCUCCACAGUGCUGCCAAGUCCAAAAUUGAAGACAUCAGAUUAAAUCAAGAAAAAGAAGCUGAAGAACUGAUCCGGCUUCACUUCAAGAUGGAACAGAUUGUCUACUGCCAGGACCAAGUUUACAGAGGAGCCUUGAAGAAGGUCAGAGAGACGGAUGCCGAGAAAGAGAAGACUAAGGUUCAACCAGCUACCUUUCUCUAUAACUCUGAACUUCUUCAAAAGGACCUGUCUACCACUGAGAUGACCCAGCACCUGAAUGCCUACUACGAGGAGUGCAGAAGGAGCCUCGGGAGACAGAUCCCUCUGAUCAUCCAGUACUUUAUGCUGCAAAGAUUUGGGGAAGAGAUAGAGAAAGCCAUGCUUCAGCUCUUACAGGACAAGGUUAACUGUAGCCGGCUCUUGGCUGAGCGGAAAGACACCACAGAGAAGAGGAAGUUCCUGAAGAGGCGGCUUUCAAGGCUGGACCAGGCUUGGCACAAGCUUGCCAAAUUCUCCUACUGAUCAAGCUUUCAAGCCUGCCCUGCAUAUCUGUGGCAUGGCGUGGACCAAGGGUUGCUUUGAGGGAAAAAUAUCUCAGCCCACACUCUAUCAGUUGUACCCCUUUAAUGUUGUAUAGUCUGAACCUUUUACUUGUUACCAUUUAGAGUUAGCAAAUUAAAAACAAACAAACAAACAAAC
Molecule: messenger RNA, 2319 nt
Organism: Cricetulus griseus (Chinese hamster)
Lineage: Eukaryota; Metazoa; Chordata; Mammalia; Rodentia; Cricetidae
Source: RefSeq, a predicted model, not a curated record